UACUCGGUCGGAGUCUCGAGGACUAAAGAGAGAAAAAAUAAAACCUUUCUCUAAAUUCUCGCAAACGCGUGCCUAAAGUAGAGCUUGAGUGUUGGAACUUCGCUAAAGACUCCAUCUCCGUCUCUAAUAAACCCAUUAGGUCAUUUCAUUUUCUUCGUUGCUUUCUGAUCUGUUUCUGAAACUCCUCCUCAAUUAUGCGUACUUAGUAAAUAAGUUAGUAUUCAAGGGUUUUCACUGUUUCUGAAUCUUCGGUUUUAGUUUUGCGAGCGGAUUCAAUGGCGGAUAUGAUAAGCAAAUUGCCUGAUUCUUUGAUAUCUCAGAUACUUUUGUUUCUUCCGACGACAAAAGAAGCUGUUAGGACUAGUGUUUUGUCCACUAGGUGGAAAAGUCUCUGGCUUUUGAUUCCCAAAUUGGAUUUGGACUCUUCCAAGUUCCCUGAUUACAAUGCUUUUGUGAGUUUUAUGGACAAGUUCAUAGAUUUCUCAAGGGAGCACAAGUCGUGCUUGCACAAGCUCAAGCUUAGUAUUCACAAGGGUGAGAGUGAUCAGUGUUGCGUCACGCCGUGGAUUGAUUUUGUGGCUACGACUAAACUUGAGCAUCUUGAUGUUGAGUUUGGUCCUGUGAAGCUUGAGUGUUUGGAAGUGAUGCCCUUAAGCCUCUUUUUUGUCUGUGACACGCUCCUUUACUUAAGACUCCAUCGAGUGUUUUUGGGUAAGUCUGAGUCUGUGUCUUUACCUUGCCUCAAGAAGAUGCGUUUAGAACACAAUGUAUAUGCCAAUGAGGCUGUUCUAGAGUCACUUAUCUCGGGUUGCCCAGUUCUUGAAGAUUUGGAGAUUGUUCGAAGGGUUGAUGAUAAUGUUGAUGUUUUACGAGUGCGCUCUCAGACAUUAACCAGUCUCAGUAUAGCACAUGGUUUCAAUGAUGACGAGGAAAUUGAGUAUGAAUGCUUGAGGGUUUUGAUUGAUGCCCAUAGACUCAUGUAUUUGAAUCUCGAUGAUGAUGUAGCUGAGGUUGCUAUUCUUAGCAAUUUGGAUUCCUUAACCAAGGUUAAUAUUCUUGGCGAUUUUUACAUGGUGAAUGGUGCUGAUGAAGUUGACUUGCGUGAUUUUUUCACCAGUAUCUUGGGAGUUAGAGAUAUGAAGAUUUCUAACGAUGCUUACGAGCCCAUUAUGUUUCACCCCAUGUCAGAGUCACUCCAGUUUUGCAACCUGUCUUGUUUGGAAGUAGAGAUUUAUUUAUGCAACCUGGAAGAAGUACCACAGCUUCUUAAACGCUGUCCGAAUCUAAAAUCCCUAAUCUUGGAUUUACUUUCUUCCUCCAGGGCAGAACAGACAAGACUUUCGUUCGUGCCUAGGUGUUUGCUAUCAUCGCUUGAGUUUGUACAGAUAAAAAGCAUCUUCUAUGGAAAUCCUGUUAUAAUGGAACUAGCAAGGUACUUUGCAGAGAACUCUGUCAUCCUCAAGAGACUUGUUUUUCGUUUGAAAGGUUCCGUUGAAGAAGACAAUAUCCUUGUCUUAAGGGAUCUUCUUGCAUUGCCGACGCGAUCUAGCAUAUGUAAAAUAGAGGCUUGUCGACCGUGAAGAUGACUUUUAUGUUUGUCUUGUGUUCAGAACUUAGAUUGCUUUAAAAUCAAAAACAGGAUUUUGAUUUAGAUUGUUGUUGAAAUCUGUUAUUAUGUUGUUGUUUUUUUGUGAACUUUGAUCUUGACUCUUGGACUCAUGUUGAGACACUUCUUUACUUCCAUCAGGUAUAGUUUGGUAGUUCCAAGUCUGUUUCAUUACCUCGACUCAAGACUAUGCGUUUAGAACUCAAAUGUUUAUGCCAGUGAGUCGGGUCUAGAGUCACUUUAUAUAAUCUUGCCCUGUUCUUGAAGAUUUAUGCAUUGUCAAAAGAGCAGAUGAUACUAUUUUAGUUUAAGUAGUACUAUUUUCAUCUCUAUUGUGAUUGUCUGAUUUUUCCUUGUUUAGUUUAAAUUCAACUACACAUUUUGAUGAUAUUUACCCUCUUAUUAUUUAACUUAUUUUUAGUUUAAGUAUAUUUUGCUUGAUUUUAUCUAAAGCAAAAAUAUCGCGGGAAAAGUAACAGAAAUAUCAAAAUAAUUUUCCUAAUGCCUAAGCCCUAGAAGACGAACCUGAGAAGCAGCCAGAGCACCGGUCCUAAUUUCUUUGGCGU
Molecule: messenger RNA, 2172 nt
Organism: Camelina sativa (false flax)
Lineage: Eukaryota; Viridiplantae; Streptophyta; Magnoliopsida; Brassicales; Brassicaceae
Source: RefSeq, a predicted model, not a curated record